AUGGCUAUACGUGAGACACAGACGACAAACAUCUCCCACUUCGUCAAGGUACAACCACAGACAUAUACACACACUCGAGUACCAGGCAUCAUGAAGAACACACACACCACCCUACCCGUCUGGUUUCCAGAAAGAGAACCACGAGUCUGCACCAUCUUCUGGCUGUUGAACAGCUGCGGCUGCGUCCGCAACAGCGACCACGACAUCGCCCUCCACACCUCGCCAUGCAAGCAGCGAAUCACCGGCCGGCCGUGGAAGAAGUGCCAAGAGCCCCAGAAGAAACUCUGGGCCUGGGAAGACCAGCCCUGUACCGACUGCGCAGCCAUCCCCCUGAGAAUCAUCAUCGAGCCCGAAACCCCGCGGCCACGGAGCCCGGACCCGGGCCCAGAGAGCUGGGUCAUGCUGCAAGGAGACAGCGAAUCCCCAGUCGCGCAAGGCACCGAGACGCUGUGGACCGAGAUCCCGAACGGCCAGUCGCCGAGCGGCUUCAGACGCAUGUGGAGCGAGUCGAACCGGCCGGGCGCGAGCCCUGCGCCGACGGCCGAACAUGUCAAGCUGCUCAUCAAAAUCCAGCGAGGGAAGCGCGCCGAGGCGGCACGCAGACGCUCGGCGGUCAUUGAGGCUGCGUUCGAGAGCUACGCUGCUCGGGAACGUGCUCGAGACCCGGCACUGGUCAUCAUGCCUCCACGGGUGUUCAAAGACCGUGACGAGAUGCCGUUGAAUGUGGCGGCUGGCCUUCCCGCAAAUGCGAGAUGGUAG
Messenger RNA from Drepanopeziza brunnea f. sp. 'multigermtubi' MB_m1, 759 nucleotides. RefSeq lists its product as uncharacterized. NCBI's taxonomy places the organism in Eukaryota, Fungi, Ascomycota, Leotiomycetes, Helotiales, Drepanopezizaceae. The record is from RefSeq and is a predicted model, not a curated record.